Messenger RNA from Perca flavescens (yellow perch), 1457 nucleotides. It is a transcript of the gene npy7r, whose product is annotated as neuropeptide Y receptor Y7. Lineage: Eukaryota; Metazoa; Chordata; Actinopteri; Perciformes; Percidae. The transcript is spliced from 2 exons. The coding region runs from base 234 to 1349 and encodes 371 amino acids. Gene Ontology annotation, molecular function: neuropeptide Y receptor activity. Gene Ontology annotation, biological process: G protein-coupled receptor signaling pathway. The record is from RefSeq and is a predicted model, not a curated record. Gene Ontology annotation, cellular component: membrane.
AGAUCUCCAGUGACAGUCCCUGGCACUGAUGUGGACGCUCACACUGAAUCCUGUAGACCUGCCUCAGGAACGCACAGUCGAGCCACAAGAUGCGCACUGGGCGCUACUGCUUGGGAGGAGCUUCGGGAUUUCCCCCCCUUAUUUUACGCCACUCUCCAGUGAAGACUCGUUUGCAAAAGGAGAUAUAGGGGGAAAGGUGUCGGCACUGCCUCAAUCUGGCAUCUAUCGAUAAAAUGAGCCCACCAGACACAUCCAACACCACAAGCGAAGGGGAUGCUGGGGAAGCCAAUCCCUGGUUGCUAUUCAACAACAGCAUGGGUUUAUAUCCACCUGGUUUCCACACUGACGUCACCAAGCACCUUGGAGUCCAGAUCACCCUGAUCACAGCUUAUUCCCUCAUCAUUCUGCUGGGGCUGGUGGGGAACGCUCUUGUCAUUUAUAUGAUUAUUCGGUACAGAAACAUGCGAACAGUGACCAACUUCUUCAUAGCUAACCUGGCUGUGGCAGACCUCCUGGUGGACACUCUCUGCUUGCCCUUCACUCUGGUUUACACUCUGCUAGAUGAGUGGAAGUUUGGGUCUGUGUUGUGCCACUUGGUGCCAUUUGCCCAGGCCCUGAGUGUGCAUGUAUCCAUCUUGACCCUGACAGUCAUCGCUUUGGAGCGUUACCGCUGCAUCAUCUUUCACCUCGGCCGGCGCCUCACAUGGCACUCCAGCUUCCUCAUCAUGGCAUUCACCUGGACUAUGUCUGCUGUCCUGGCAGCACCCUUGGCCAUCUUCAGAGAGUACCGCCAUGAAGAGAUCCCUUCCAUCAACCUGCGUAUCGCUGUCUGCUCUGAGAAGUGGCCCCAUGGGACCAGUAGGGACGGAGUCAUCUACAGCCUCUCAAUGUUGCUCCUACAGUACAUUCUUCCUUUAGCCAUCAUCAUUUACACUUACAUCUGCAUCUGGGUCAAACUGAAGAAUCAUAUCAGCCCGUCCACCCGUUUCGACAGCAUCAACCGCCGCAAAAAGACCACCAAGAUGUUGGCGCUGGUGGUGGUGGUGUUUGCUAUCUGCUGGCUGCCGUUCCAUGUGUUUCAGCUGGCCAGUGAUCUGGACCUGGUGCUCAGGUUUAAGGAGUACAAACUAAUAUACACAGUGUUCCAUAUCAUAGCUAUGUGUUCGACUUUUACCAACCCUCUCCUGUAUGGGUGGAUGAAUAAAAACUACAGGAAUGGCUUCCUCAUGGUAUUCCGUUGUGAGGACAGGCCAGAUUCCUUCCACCCCGAGGGCUCGUUCAGGACACGCUCUUCAAGAAGGCUGACUCUGAACGGUCGUAAUGGCGGACAACCUCCGACUGCUGUAUGAGAUUAACACAAUUUAAAAAACCUGUAGGAUGUUACUGAACACAUUAAACGCACCUCUGGUUUGUCGUUCAAAAGUAGCCUUUUGACUUAAAUGGCCUAAUGUUGAGUA